This is a messenger RNA of Phaedon cochleariae (mustard beetle), 1327 nucleotides long. NCBI's taxonomy places the organism in Eukaryota, Metazoa, Arthropoda, Insecta, Coleoptera, Chrysomelidae. The record is from the annotation of a GenBank genome assembly.
AAAGAAUUCAUUUUGACAUCAACCUUCAGUAUAAUACCUACCAAAAAUGAAGUAGGUGCCUAUUGAAAAUUAUAGAAUUCUUGAAUAGUGACGUUUUCGAACUUUGGAUACCUAUUUUCUGGAUGCAAAUAGUCAUAUCAGUGAAGCUAGAAAAAUGAAUAAAGUUUUGCAAAGAAUCAAAUCUGACAUUUCGAUCACUUUGGACUCCGACCAACCUGUCAGUCUGAAACAAAAGACUUUCCACGGUAACAUCAGUUUGGUGAUCGCCAUGGCGCAAUUUUUCGGGGUGAUGCCUUUACACAAUGUCAGGAAAAAUCCGGACGAGGUUUUCUUCAAAUGGACCAGCUUCAGAGUUUUCUACGCUAUGUUCAACGCUGUGAUGACAUUAGUGAGCACCAUCUUGUGGAUCGUCAAAUUCUCCUUAGAAGGGCUGGUGGUAGACAAGACAGCUCAGAUGGCGUUUUACCUUUGCAAUUUCCUGGCAUCUGUUCAGCUGAUAGAAAUAGCACGCCACUGGUCGAGCAUUUUGAGGGAAUGGUCGUACAUAGAAGUAUCAAUGCGGGGGUAUCCGCAGGGGGAAAAUAUUGGGAGGAAAUUCUUGAAAAUCACCUUGGUUUUCAUUGGACUAGGAACGGUUGAACAUCUGCUUUUCAUUUUGAAUGGAGUUUUCCAAUCGCAAGGUUGUGUUGGUUACGACAAAAGCCAUGCCAGAGUGUACUUCGAAGUGUCCUUUCAGAACUAUUUCACCUUCAUACAGUACAACGUGUGGCUAGCAAUUAUUAUCAAGUUUGCCAACACUAUUUCAACUUUUACGUGGAUCUUCACUGAUUUAUUCAUCACACUGAUGAGUAUAGCUCUGACAGCUAGAUUCAAACAAAUCAACCAAAACCUGGAAAAUAGCAAAAUCAUGCACGAAAAAUUCUGGAGUGAGAUGCGACAAGAUUACCUGAAGUUGCACAAACUUUGCAAGUCCAUAGAUAAACAUUUGGCUUUUUUAGUAGCGGUGUCUUAUACGCAUAACAUUUAUUUCCUGUGUAUCCAACUAUACAAUAGUUUGAGCGAAAGAAGUGGAGCCAUUGAAACGACCUAUUUUUUCUUCUCGUUUGGAUUUCUGGUUCUGAGACUGCUGACCGUUUCAAUGUACGGCGCUUGGCUGAACGAGGAAACGAAAAAACCUUUGGAAUUCCUUUGUUGCGUUCACACUGACCACUACUGUAUAGACGUCAGUCGAUGGAUACAACAGAUUUAUGUGAAUCCCAUAGGAAUUUCUGGGUCUGGAUUUUUCCUAGUCACCAAAAAUUUCUUGCUACGGGUAAGUACUGACUGA